AUGGCUUCCGUUGCUUUGCCGGCGUUAAGUUGCCGGAGCUCAGGAGAACAAGUGAAAGAGAUUCGCGUUUGCACGAAUCGUACCUGCCGGAGACAAGGCUCCUUCCAAAUUCUCGAGACUUUAACAGCUCUCGCACCUCCCGAACUCCGAGUCACUCCCUCCGGUUGCCUCGGCCGAUGCGGUGCCGGUCCAAACCUCGUUGCUCUCCCUCAAGGUCUCAUCCUCCGUCACUGCGCCACGUCUUCUCGUGCUGCUGAAAUCUUGUUCAGCCUCUGUGGUGACGGCGGUCGUGAAGCUUCUUCGUCCUCCGCCGUCGCAGACGCUCUCACCGCUUUAGCGCUUACCAACAAUGCUCUCUCUCAAAUCGAUGCGGGGAACUUCUCGGAAGCCGAAGCACUUCUUACUCAGGCUUUAGAGUUGAAACCCUACGGUGGCUUGCAUAGAAUCUUCAAACACAGAGCAGUAGCAAAAUUGGGAAUGCUUGAUUACUCUGGGGCUCUUGAAGAUAUAAGCCGAGCUCUGGCCUUAGCUCCCAACUAUUCUGAGCUCUACAUUUGCCAAGGUGAUGUCUACGUAGCAGAAGGUCAAUAUGAUCUCGCAGAGAAGUUGUACUUGAAAUGUCUAGAGAUAGAUCCUUCUCUUCGCAGAUCUAAACCAUUCAAGGCCCGGAUUCCAAACCUUCAGAACAGAGUUGUUGAAGUAGAUGUGACAUAGAAGUAUUCAGACAUUGAGAGCUGUAUCUGGAUGCAUACUGA
Camelina sativa (false flax) is the source of this 755-nucleotide messenger RNA. RefSeq lists its product as uncharacterized. NCBI's taxonomy places the organism in Eukaryota, Viridiplantae, Streptophyta, Magnoliopsida, Brassicales, Brassicaceae. Gene Ontology annotation, molecular function: protein binding. The record is from RefSeq and is a predicted model, not a curated record.